Messenger RNA from Podarcis lilfordi (Lilford's wall lizard), 7109 nucleotides. The record is from the annotation of a GenBank genome assembly. Lineage: Eukaryota; Metazoa; Chordata; Lepidosauria; Squamata; Lacertidae.
GCGGAGGGGUCAAGAGCGAAGUUCUGCGGGACGCUCGGAACGCAGGGAGGGAGGGAGAGACGCCCCUCUGCCGUAGCAGGAAACUACGAAUCCCAGCAUGCAAUGCGCCCGCAGAGAUUGUGAUUAGGCCGGGCGCGGAUCCGAAUGCUUUCGUUGCGUUUAGUCAGAGUUGCCUCCGUUGUCGCCAAGGGCCACCUGUUUUGUGUCCCCCUUUCCUUCACCAUCCCAAUCUUUGUAAGAGUAUUCUGAUGUCUGGGAACAAAACAUUUCAGGCAAGACAUAUGAGUAAUGUUACUCAUAUGUUUUGGGGAAGGCAGGAGAAAGCUAUACUCUGGCAUUUAUCAGAGAAAUGCACUGAAUUUUGCUCUCACUGAAAGGGGGUUGUAAGCCAGGCCAUCUGAGCAGGACGUCACCAGAUGAUCUGGAAGGGAUUUCCCAGUGGAAGAACUUGGCACCGCAAAGGCACACUCAGCUUUGUAAUUUCUAUCAUCAUCAUUCAGAAUUAUAGGCCAUUUCAUGGCAUAGAGCUAUUGAAGCAGGGUGCAGGGUAAAAACAGAAUGAAACAUAGGGGAGGAAACCCUCUAAGUAUAAUAAAUCAAUUCAACAAACUAAAACAAAACAUCCCUAUAAACUAAAAAAAAAAAGCCACAAAAUGUUUCAUCAAAUAUAAGAUGAAACUUCCAUAAAUGACUGGGUCAGGAAAAGCCUUCCUAAGAAAAAGUGCCUUCAGUAGGUUUGUAAACUUCAUCCAUACCCUCCAGCAUUUCUCUGAUAAAAAUAGGGACGUCCCAUCCCUUAGUGAUAAUUUUACUAAUUAUACCCACACAUCUUACUGGGUUGUCCCAGUAGGCUUCCAAUGUAUAUAAAACAUAAUUAAACAAUAAACAUUUUAAAAAGUGCCCUAUACUGGAUUGCCUUCAGACGGCUAAGGGGUCAGAUAACUCCAUACCCUCCAACAUUUCUCCAAUGAAAAUAGGGACAUCCUAAGGAAAAGGGGGACAUUCCGGGAUCAUAUCAGAAACCGGGACGGCUUUUCUAAAUCAAGGGCAUCCCUGGAAAAUAGGGACACUUGGAGGGUCUGCUUUAUCAUGCUAGGCAAAUGUCUGGUUUAGGCUAGUACAGUCAUACCUCUGGUUGAAGUUGCUUCAGGUUGAGGGCUUUCGGGUUGCACUCCGCGGUGACCUGGAAGUAACGGAACACAUUACUUCCGGGUUUCGCUGCUUGUGCAUGCGCAGUCAAAAUGACGUCACGCGCAUGCACGGAAGUGGUGAAUCGCUACCCGCAGGCGUGCAGACGUGGGUUGCAUUCGCUUCAGAAUGUGAAUGGAACGGAUCCCGUUCAUAUCCAGAGGUACCACUGUAACUGAAUCCAGAGAACUGGAGCUGCAACACUAAAAGUCUAUUUUCUAAUAUAGGCUAAGUGCUCCCCCUGGGCUUAUGGUAUUCUCAGCAGUUCUACAUCUGAGGGCUGCGGUUGCUGAGCAGGCAUCUAAUGGGCAAGGCGGUCCCAAGUUCCUUAGGGCUGUAAAUGCUAAAUGCAGGGCGUUGGAAAUGCGCCCAGCAGCACAUUGGAAGCCACUGCAUUUUCUUCAGGAAAGGUGUUACAUGGUGUCAGUGGGGCACCCAAGCCUACAAUCUAGCAUUCUGCACCAGCUGCAGCUUCUGGAUUAAGCCCAAGGGAAGCCCCUUGUAGGGUUUGUUGUUUGUUGCCAUAAUUAGGGGAUGAGUAAGUCUUGGUGAUGAGAGCAGACCUGAGCCCUCCGGACUGUGUAGGAAAAUAGACUGGCCACAUCUACCCCGCUUGAUUCAUAGGACAUCACAGUUACAAAGAAUUAUAAUAGCAUUGGUCUCUUGACAAAAUAGUUAAGGAACGUGUAUUACUUUUAAUAUGUGGUUUCUUGUUAAAUAAUAUUUACUACAUAAUGUUAGGAUAUCCAACUUGAAACAGCAGUUGUGGGGGGAAUAAUUUUGCCAUCAUACUACUAACAAAACUAAAACUAGCCCAUAGCUAAAUCAGAAGAGAAGGAGUUAAUAAGACAUUGGAAGGAAGACAAAUAAAACCUCAUAUGGAACCAAUUACAGUUUCUAUAAAAGAUGUUCCCUCUAGAGGAAGAAAGUUAGCUAAUGGAAGAGAUAUCUUUCUGGAAAUGCAGCAGCUCAGAUCUCAAGCAGCUAGUCAUGAACUGGAAUAGCUUUUAAACCUUUUUAAUUUUUUUACAUGCCAAAAAGAAGGAAUUGCCAGUUAGACAGGGUUAGCAGGUUCUUAAAGAAAGAUAAGUUUUGGACAGAGCUAUGUUAAAUACCUGUUUCUACCACUGUUUUCAAUUUUUGAACUAAGGGGGAAAUGAACUGGUUAGAUAUGGGGUUGGGAAUCUUUUUUGCUUUCUCUCCCGCACACAACACAGGCUAACUUUGACAGGUGGGUGAGAGCCCUCCUGUCAAUCACCCAAUGUCAGGUGAUUGAUAGGUGAGCACUCUCAUCCACCUGCUAAAGUUGACUUGUGGGAAGAAGGGAGGGAUCUGCCUUAUUUAUUUAAAAUAUUUAUAAUAUUGCUUUUCAUCACUAUAGAUACCAAGGCAGGGUACAAAACACAAAAUAAAAUAAUAAAAACCAUUCCAAUCAUAAUCAUAAACAACAAUACUAAAAACAAACCAUCCAGGAAACAAAUAAGCAAAAAAAAUAGAACAGUUCAAACAAUAAUCAGCUUGUUCUUGUUUAGUCGUUUAGUCGUGUCCGACUCUUCGUGACCCCAUUGACCAGAGCACGCCAGGCACUCCUGUCUUCCACUGCCUCCCACAGUUUGGUCAAACUCGUGUUAGUAGCUUCGAGAACACUGUCCAACCAUCUCGUCCUCUGUCAUCCUCUUCUCCUUGUACCCCCAAUCUUUAUCAAAAUCAGGGAGUCUUCUAUUCUCAUGAGGUGGCCGAAGUAUUGGAGCCUCAGCUUCAGGAUCUGUCCUUCCAAUGAGCACUCAGGGCUGAUUUCCUUAAGAAUGGAUCGGUUUGAUCUUCUUGCAGUACAUGGGACUCUCAAGAGUCUCCUCCAGCACCAUAAUUCAAAAGCAUCAAUUCUUUGGCAAUCAGCCUUCUUUAUGGUCCAGCUCUCACUUCCAUACACCAUUACUGGGGAAAAUGCCUAAACAAAUAAGUAUUAACUUGGUGCUGAAAUUAUAACUACAUUGGUGCUAUUUGUACCCAUAAGGCGGGGAUAUGCAAUGUAUGGGGCUUUACUAUGGAUAAAACUUCUGUUAUUCAAAAUACAGGAAUGGGUUUGUGAUAGACAGCAUAGUGAUCUGCCUGCUUCGUGCAGAGGUAACAAAUCACUUCUAGGUUUUACUAAAGAGGAGUCACUAAUGAUGUUGGGAAACGUAGAUGUGAGGGGAGUUGCACUGCUUGGAUUUAAAUGGAAACAUAAGUAUAGUGAUCAUAACGGAAACCUGGUAGAGUGAAGAAACCAAUGGGAUAUUGUUAUCUCUGGACACAAACUGUAGGAAGGGCAGAAAGGGAUAUGUUGGCAUAGAGUCUGGAAGAGCUGCAGCCCAAGAUAGGAAAAGAGGUGGUAAAGGAACACCUAGCUACUUUAAAUGAAUUCAAAUCUCCUGGGCUUGAUGAGCUGAACCCAAGCGUACUAAAGGAGCUUGUGAAUGUAAUCCCAGAGUCUCUGUCUAUAAUCUUUGAGAAUUCUUGGAGAACAGGUGAGGUGUCUGUGGACUGGAGGUGGGCAAAUGUUGUCCCCAUCUUCAAAAAGGAGGAAAGAGAAAACCCAGGUAACUACUGACCAGCCAGCUUGAUGUUGAUACUAGGAAAGGUCCUAGUACAUAUAAUUAAACAGUUGGUCUGUGAGCACUUAGAAAAGGAUGCUGUGGUUACUAAGACCCAGUAUGGGUUUCUCAAAAAAAGUCAUGUCAGAUUAAGCAUGUUUCCUUUUUUCAUAAGAGUUACAAGCUUGAUGGAUCAGGGGAAUGCUAUGGACUUAAGUGUAUCUUGAUCUGUGUAAGACUUUUGACAAAGUCCCCAUGAUAUUCUUGCGGAGAAGCUGUUCAACAGUGGAACAGACUCCCACAAAAUGUGGGGGGCUCUCCUUCCUUGGAGGUUUUUAAGUAGAGUUUGGAUGGCCAUCUGUCUUGUAUAAUUCAGUUGAGAUUCCUGAAUCGGCAGGGAGUUGGAGUAGAUGGACUAGAUGACCCUUGGGGUCCCUUCCAACACUAUAUUUCUAUGAUUCUAUUAUUCUAUGAGUCAAACAGCCAGGGACUUCAAGUUUUCAUGACCUGCUGUUGCUGAUCACAAAGGGACUUGUAUUAAAGCAGCAGGCAUACUUUACAUGACAGCACAGGGAAAGUGCUUGAGAGAAAAAACACUAAGACCUGCAUGAAACUAAACAAGUGGUUUAGAAAAAUGAGCCUGCUUGUCUGAAAGGUCUGUCAAUGAUACAAAAAAUAUAUAACUUCUGUUAAGUAUAAGAUAAGAAUAUGUGUGUGUUUAUGCACAAUAUACAGAUCAUUUUACAAAAUAAUUUGCCCUUCUGGAAAUUUCUGACAGGAAUAAACCUUACAAAAUUUUCAGAGGAAAAUGUAAGAUACUACAUUAUUCUUCAUUACAGGACAAAAUCCUACCCCAAGUACACUUUUCUCUGCAGAAUUUACACACAAACAGACCUUCAAGCUAAUUCUUGUGGUAAAUUAUCACCUGCAGAGUAAUAAACGGUGCUACCAAAUUUCAAUCAAUUACUAUUUAAAUGGUAAGCGGUGAAACGAACGAGCAUCUGGGGCAUAAAAUAUCCAAAAGCAAACUAUUGAUUUUUGCCACAGAGGUGCUUUUAGGUCCUAGCCAAAGUGUUGUAGUAGAAGAAAUGUCCCGUGGGGGUUUUCAAGUAAAAAUUGAUCCAGGAAAGCAGAUGGUGCCCUUCUUGUGGCACCAUACACAGAUUUGUUCUGGGACAAAUUGAAAUUUGGCUUUACAGAAAAGUAAAACAUCACAGAAAUGAUGCGUAAGUUUUAUAUAAGGGUGAAGGUAUUCAUCUGAGUCUUAUAUAAAAAUCUAUACACCACACAUGCACACUUCCUUUCCCUUUCUACAAUCUGUCUGCAUGUUUACCCAAGACACCCUACUGUUGCGGGCAAAUUUCACAUCCUAUAAGACAUGGGGACAAUGGUUCUAUUGUCUUAUUUUUCAGGGCGAGGAAUCUUAUCUUUGUUUGGAUAUGAGGAGUGGUGAUGCAUUUAACUCUGCCGCUGCAACAUGUGACUUUUCAGAUAUGUAAUCACACCGGAGCUUGAGAAUUUCUGUUUGUUCAGUGCAAUUGAUCAUUUACACAGGGCUCCGUGUGCUUAAGAUGCAAGACACAAAGUGCACUGCCAGGCUAGGCCUUCCUAACUUUCAAGAAGAAUGUCAGCAAAGCAUAUUAAAUUUUAUUACACCUCCAGGCUCAAUGCACAUAACUUCUUAUACUUUCUAAAUUCAAUGUUCUGACACUCUUCCAGGGUGCCACAUUGCCUUGCUGUAUGAAGCCAGCGCAGAGCAGGAAACCGCUGAAAUGGGAUGUCUGGUGCUGCAUUUUUGUCUCUUCGCCUUGCCAAAGAAAACGGAUCUCUAAGUAAAAGGAUGCAAGUUUGAGAGGGACGUUAUCGGAAGCUGUUCACCAAAGCAGGAUGUCAUGGAACGCCUCGCUGGGGCUCGAAACUCUCAUGCAUGUUGAGAGGCAGUGGCAUGGAAGAAGAAAAAAACCUUCCUCUGCCAGCAGCAUAUAAAAAUCAGUGGGUUUUUAAAGCCAGAGUGGUGAAAAGUCAUUUUGAGGGAAGUGAUCCAAAGUCUUGAGUAUGUUGAAACUCAUCUUCUGGCUGCAAUGAUAUGUUGGGAAAACAUGUCAAACAAGUAGUUAAAAGCAAUAUUAGCAAUAAGCAAACAACGUUGCGUCCAUUUCCUUUCCAAAGAAAAGACCAGUUUUUGAAUUUUUGUGCAGGCUUGAGCACAUCCACCCCCUUCAUGAAACAAAGCCAGCAACCCAAGUUUAAUUGACUUCACUAGGAUUUUUAUGCAAGUGAGGAAUGCAGAAUUGGAUCCAAAUUUUAUGCUGUUCCAGAUGGAAGAAAUGCAUAUUUACAGACUAGUAAAACCAUUGUUUCGAGACUGAAGUGCUAGAUUCAAACCCUAAUUUCAAAACCAGCUGCCAUAACUACUUCUUUUUCUUCCUCCUCUGCUUCUUCUUCUUCUUCUUCUUCUUCUUCUUCUUCUUCUUCUUUGCAGAAAACUCUGCUUUUGGCCUUUCCUCUGUUCUUUUUGCCUUUGCAUUUUUAUCAUCCUUUGUCUGACUUUGUUUUCUUCCUUCUUAUCCCCUCUUCUCUUUCCAUCCUCCUAUCCAAAAGACUGAACUGUGGAGCAGACAUUCUACUUGCAUCAUUCCUGCUGUGUUAUUUACACAGCCUGCACACUGCCGGUAACUGAAAACUUAUUAUCCAAGGAUGGAUUUCUAUAUAGCCAAGAGAGCACCAUUUUUACACAAGAGGGAGUUAUGAGCUGGUUUGAGGGAUCCCCAAGUUUUGCAUGUGUGCAUGUAUUCAUGGAGGAUACGGCUAUUACUCAGAAUGGCUAUGUACUAUCUCGAGUGUCAGAGAUAAUAGAGUAUAGCUGAAUACCAGUUGCUGAGGAAAGCAAGUGUGGAGAGUAAUGUUGCAUUCAUGGCCUGCUUAUUAGUUUCCAACAGGCAUCUGGUUUGUCACUGCAAGAAGAACAGUGAUGGAUGAGAUGAUCCAACUAGACUUGUUUUAUGUUCUUAAAAAUAAAACAACCCCGAGGGAAGAGUGAGUACAGGAUGCCAAUUGGUUGUUGAGCUUUUGUUUUGUUUGUUUGUUUGUUUGGUUGGUUGGUUGGUUGGUUGGUUGUUUUAAGGAAAAUCAGGGAGCAGGUAAUGGAAUGGAGUAUCCUGCAAGAUGGCAUGGAUGACUUGCUGGAACCAGGAACAAUAGCAUUUUACAACUGUACAUUUUGUUUCAGGUCCCAGCUGUUUCCCCUAGUUCUCAUAUCAUUCAUCAGUGAUUUUUUUAAAAAAGGUUCUGCAGUACAUGCUGUAUGAAUUUGUUCUUCCAGGUGCAUAAUAAAUGCUUGAAUGAGAG